This is a messenger RNA of Sceloporus undulatus (fence lizard), 4793 nucleotides long. Its product is annotated as synaptotagmin-like protein 2. Gene Ontology annotation, cellular component: exocytic vesicle; plasma membrane. The transcript is spliced from 17 exons. Gene Ontology annotation, biological process: exocytosis; intracellular protein transport. Gene Ontology annotation, molecular function: neurexin family protein binding; small GTPase binding. The record is from RefSeq and is a predicted model, not a curated record. Bases 658 to 3615 code for a protein of 985 amino acids. NCBI's taxonomy places the organism in Eukaryota, Metazoa, Chordata, Lepidosauria, Squamata, Phrynosomatidae.
AAGGAGUGGGAGUAUCCUGCUGCACCACAGGCAUUUGUGAAUGAACCGCUUUCCUCAUGGCAUGCAUUCCUGAGCGUUCCUUUGAGUUUAUUCUGGGGAAGCCAUACAGGUAGACUCUCAAGGAAGACUAUGGAGUUGAUCUGAGGCCACGUGAAGCCAUGACCUGGAUAAGCCUGGAUUGGCUAUACCUGGAUGCAAAAUGGCACAGGAGACCCUGAACCAGACCUGCAAGAUGUCUUGACUGGAAGAGGCCUAUGCUGGAACAGUGGCAAUUGCUCCUGUCCUUGAUUUCUCCUUUGUCAGUUCUUCAAAUCUGAUAGCAUCUCACCUUCUCCAUUGAGGGAACUGGUUCAUUUACAUUUCCCCUGCUGCAUGUGGAUAAAGUGAAAGAGCAAAACUCUCUGGAGAGACUAGCUUACACAGACAUGCUGCAAAGAGGGUCAGAUCACAGAAGAACAGGCCCAUGCUUUGAUGCGCCCAACUGGAUCCUACAUCAGGGCUUUCUCCAAGGCAUGCUGGUGUGAACUGGUGGGCCCCAUACAUCCCCAGUUCUGACCACAGUCCUUGCGGUGUCUCCACCGAAGGGUCAAUGGCCACCUAACCAUUGUUGUGGCUGUGGUUUCCAAAGUUGGCUGACCGAAGGAAGACGAAGGGAAGAUGCUGGACCUCGGCUUUCUAACGGAAGAGGAGUAUGGGAAACUGAUGAAAGUUCUGCAGAGAGAUGCAGAACUCAAGAAAAAAGACGGCGACCGUAUCAGACGAUUGCAAGGUUCACUGAAGGAUGACAAGAAGAAGAAAUUUGUGACGGGGGAAUGGUUUCACGAAGUGAAGGCGCAGCGUUUCCAGGAGGAAUUGGAAGGAUCGGAGCUACUUCGAGCUUCCAUUAAAAAGAAGAAGAAGAACUUGCAUGGGGAAAGCAAUGAGCGCAGCCAGGAGAGCUUGGAAGGCAAGGAUGCAUCAUUUCCAUUAGAGGCAACCACUUUGGCCUCUCCGAAAUCCAAAGAAGAGAGGCCAUGUGAAGCCUCUUUGGAUUUUCCUGAUGGAUGCCAAGCCAAACCUAAGCCAAGACUGCGGUUGUCUGCCCUACCAUCCUCACCAGAAAAGAGGUCCAGUCUAGAGGAUAUGUCCCCAGCAGACAGUGGUGUCGGAAUAAGUCCAUUCCCAGUUAUAAGAGGAGAUCCGCCAGCAUAUGACAAAGGUAAUGAAAUAUCCAUUGCAACCACUACACAGCUUUCUGAAAAGGAUCUGGCUGAUUCCUCUCACUCCGCUGGAGGGGAUGUUCCUGACACUGGAGGAACCAUCCCAAGUCCCACAAUAGAAGAUCCAGCAGUUUGGCCACAUGCAGAAGUCAACACUUCUAGCAAGAUCCCAGUCAGGAGGAAGUCUAGCAAAGGACUGUUUGGUCCCAGCGUGGAUCUGGUUGAUGGAACUGAGAAUGCUGAGUUUGGCCUAUCUAAGCGGGGAUCACUGAAGACCUCUAUACUGUCCCCUCCAGGAGGGGAAAACGGCCGCUGUGUGAAGCAAGGACCCAACUAUACCAUCUCCUCUAGCAGCAACAAAGACGAGGAGAUGGGCCUCGAUCGGGAACAUUUCAAGAACUUGAAGAACUUUUGGGAGAAGGGCGGCGAAUCUCUCUUGGCGAAUGACGUGUCUGAGCCAGUGCCAGAAAAAGCUGGUGUCACCGAGGUCAAUGGAAGGCCAUUGCGACUGAACCGGUCCCUCUCUGUCCAAAGCCAAAACAGUGACGAGAAACUCAGUUCUCAUGUCCACUCCAGAGCCAGAGUCCCCUGCAGAAAGCCAGUUGUCUUGUCUUCCAGCGAGGAUGAACCCAGUUAUAUAGCACACCCAAGGAAAGGGUCAGGAUCUGGCAUCCCCAGAUCCACUUACGGGAGAAGCAAAGGACCAGCGGCUCGCAACAGCCUUAGUGAUGGGAACGGGAAGCGGUCUCCGGUGGAAGAGGAGAAGAAAGUGCAGCGUUUCACAAGGCGAUCGAAGCUGCCGGUUCGAGUACCUUCAGUCAAAAUAGAGACUCCUCCAGCGGAGUGGACGGGGAUCUUUUUUGAGCCGGAGACACCCUCCGAUGAGUUUGUCAUGGCUGAAGAAAGCAAACAUAAGAGGGAUUCCUUGGCUGGUAGGGUUCAGAUAUUGAUACAGUCUGUACCUUCAGAGGACAUGGAUAAAGCUGGGAGCUCAGAGGAAGGACAUGUGGACGUGGACACUCAAGAAGACAACCUGGAAACAAAUGGGAUGCAACCUAAGGAGGAAUCUCAUCCUUCUGCUGAAGGUCCCUCACAAAAUGGAGCUUCUAGCGAAGUGGGAAAUGUAAAGGAAACUCAGGAAUUGGAUGCUUCUGUGCCUUCAGAGGGAAACCAGUCUCCCGUUGCCAGGAAAUUACUGCGCGCCAACGGCUACAGUCUCACAAAGAGCAUGGUGAACCUUUACACAACCACAGAGACCUACUCUAAGCCUCAAAUGCUGACCCACCAAUACCUUGAGCCUGAGAGAGCCAAAGACCUCAGCAAAUCCAGCCCUCUCCUCCUUUCAGAGACAGAGUCGGACACUGCCUCGGAGAUCAGCUUCCAGUUCAACCGGCACAAGAAGUCCCCAAGUGUGGGCAGCCACUCCUCAGAUAUGGCCUCCGUCUCCUCCGUGAGUGGAAGUGUCCUGAGCGUAUAUAGUGGCGAUUUUGGGAGUGUCGAUGCCCAGGGACUGGUCCAGUUUGCCUUGGAUUAUGACGAGAAAAACCGAGAAUUCCAGAUUUUUGUCUCCCAAUGCAAGGACCUGGCGGUUGUGGACGAGAAGAAAGUCAGAACAGACCCGUACGUCAAGACCUACCUUCUUCCGGACAAAGCACGGAUGGGGAAAAGGAAGACCUCCGUGAAGAAGAGAACCAUCAGCCCCAUUUACAAUGAAGUGUUGCGGUACAAGAUAGAGAAAAUGGUGUUGCUGAUUCAAAAAUUGAACCUCUCCGUGUGGCACAACGACCCUUUGGGGCGGAACAGUUUCUUGGGCGAGAUCGAAGUCGACUUGGCCGGCUGGGAUUGGCAGAACAAUAAACUGAACUGGUACAUGCUCAAGCCACGGAGUCUGUCGGCCAUCAACUGCGUAGAUCACCGAGGAGUGAUUAACCUGUCCAUCAAAUAUGUCCCCCCAGGAAGUCUAGGUCGCAAGACUCCUCCAUCCGGGGAGGUCCACAUCUGGGUGAAAGACACCAAAGACCUUCCACAACUACGUCCCUCAGGAGUGGACUCCUUUGUUAAAUGCUAUGUCCUUCCAGAUACAAGUAAGAAGAGCUACCAAAAAACUCGAAUUGUCAAAAGAGACUCAAAUCCUGUCUUUAAUCACACAAUUGUGUAUGAUGGGUUUCACACCGAAGAUCUGAAAGAUGCAUGCGUGGAGCUCACCGUGUGGGAUCAUGAAAAGUUAACCAACCACUUUCUUGGAGGGAUCCGUCUGGGACUUGGGACAGGCUCCAGCUAUGGGAUUGCAGUGGACUGGAUGGAUUCCACGCAGGAAGAAGUGGCCUUCUGGCAGGAAAUGAUGUCGAUGUCCAACGAGUGGAUCGAAGGAUCGUUGCCUCUGCGCUCCUUGGCGAGGAGGAGGAAGCUGAAAUGACAUGUUUGUCACUAGACUCAAAAAAUACGUAAAAUGGGACAUAGAUGAAAGACAGUGGAAAAUUUGGGGCUGCUGGUGUGCAUCCAUCCAGCUCUUUGGGCGAUGCUUGCGACUUACUCCAGAGUAGCGAAGAUGGACGUAUUCCGUAACAAUCUUGUCCCGGUGCCACCUUAGCUCACAGGUUGAAAGAACUGCUGUUUCCCGUUGUAACAGUAAUGCGCUACAUCUUUAUUCAUAGUAGGGUUUUUUUUGGAAAUGAACCUGGAAGGCAGGGAGGAAAAGAUGUAAAUAUUUUGUAGAGGAGUUUAAAUGUAAUUUAAUGACUGUUUCCAUGAGGCCUUGGCGUCUGCAGACGACAGUAUAAUAAAACUGUGGCUAGCGCAUGAACCCUCCAGUAAGUAGAGGGCACUAGAAGUUUGAAGUGUGAUGGAAAUAAACUAGGAUGUGUAUGGAGAGGUUGCUUCACGGUGAGCCAAAGGAGCAACCCAGUAUACUGUCUCUCCCAAGAAUGGCCAAAUGUGGAUCACGGUCUAUCAGUAGAUCAUUGGUAAUAGUUUAUGAGAUGCUUGCAAAGUCAACUAGAUCAACUCUAGCAAGGGCCAGUUGGGAAAUGUGAGAUCCAGCAGCCUUUCAGGAGUCCUCUCCUCUUGGAAGACAAAGCUGUAUUGGACACCUAGCCAGCCAUUAUCCCCAAACUGGCCUGCUAUCCUCAAAUAUGAAGGAGGGUAUCUUGGGCUAGCCCUAACUUUGUAUGUUCUUAACCAAGGAUGAUUACUCAGGAUGACUUACUACUGUAUAUAUUAUAUGCACACACAAUCCUGUAGCCUUCGAUGUAGCAAAGAGGGGGGACACAGUGAUCCAUACCUCCUCAACCCUUUAUUGUUUGGAGGAAAGACCUCCUCUGUAUGAGAACAUCACCAUUUACUCCAGUCAGUGAAUGAAGUGAUGGUUGGCUUACAAGUUUCACAUUUGUUUCUGACUGAUGACAUAUAUGUAGCUAUAACCCCAAAGGGGAACUUUUCCCAAUGCCCAUGUGCCAUCAUGUUUUCUGUGUCCGCAUCACGGCUUUUACAUGUAAGACAGAAACCUUUCUUAAUGCUGUAACCUCCCUAAAGGUUUGGGUCUUUGCAAACAUGUUUGGAAAUGGAACUUGAAUAAAGCCAAAGAUUUUGUUUGUG